Sphaeramia orbicularis (orbiculate cardinalfish) is the source of this 3830-nucleotide messenger RNA. It is a transcript of the gene bcan, whose product is annotated as brevican. Gene Ontology annotation, biological process: glial cell differentiation; cell adhesion; skeletal system development. The record is from RefSeq and is a predicted model, not a curated record. Gene Ontology annotation, molecular function: hyaluronic acid binding. NCBI's taxonomy places the organism in Eukaryota, Metazoa, Chordata, Actinopteri, Kurtiformes, Apogonidae. The coding region runs from base 89 to 3760 and encodes 1223 amino acids. Gene Ontology annotation, cellular component: synapse; perineuronal net. The transcript has 17 exons.
CCCCUUGGUCCGGCCACGGGGGACACUUCAGAGCACAACUGAAGGACGCAGAAGGAGGACACGGACCACUGCACCACAACCUGGCAACAUGAAACUGGAGGAGCCUGUACCGCUGCUGCUGGGUGCCAUCUUUCUGCUCGUUCUCCCGUCGUCCUCUACCACCCACCAUGAACCAGAUGAUUCCAAGCUCCUCCAGGUCACCAUCCCCACCGCCCCCCCUGUGUUUGCCACCCUGGGGGGUUCCCUGACUCUGCCCUGUCUGGUGUCUCUGGCCCACCCCCCACCAUCUCCCUCUUCCGCUGCCGGCCGCCACGCGGUCCUGUCCCUGCCUCGGGUCAAAUGGAGCGUGCUGACCCACGGCCGUGAAGCGGAGAUCCUGGUCGCCCGCGGCGACAGGGUGAGAGUCAGCGAGGCCUAUAAGGAGCGGGCGUCGCUGCUGAACUACGCCCGCUCCCCAGCUGACCUCACCCUGCGUCUGGAGGAGCUGAGGCACAACGACACCGGCUUCUACCGCUGUGAGGUCCAGCAGGGCCUGGAGGACGCUGACGAUGUGGUCCAGGUCAAGGUCAGAGGGGUGGUGUUUCACUAUCGUGAUGCUUCGAGCCGCUACGCCUUUACGUUUGACCAAGCCAGAGAAGCGUGCCAGGACAUCGGCGCUGGUAUUGCCAGUCCGGAGCAGCUGACGGCCGCGUACCACAGCGGCUACGAACAGUGUGACGCAGGCUGGCUGUCGGACCGCUCAGUCCGAUACCCCAUCCAGAUGCCAAGGGAGGGCUGUUUUGGGGACAUGGACGGACUACCUGGAGUGAGGAACUAUGGGCUGUUGGAACCUGAUGAGCUGUAUGACGUCUACUGCUAUGUGGAGAGCACCGACGGUGAAGUGUUCCAUGGGUGGACGCCUCAGCAUUUUACCUUUGGGGAGGCCAAGUCCUACUGUCUGAGUCUGGGGGCAGAGCUGGCCACCACGGCUCAGCUGUACGCAGCGUGGAACGACGGUCUGAACCACUGCAGCCCGGGGUGGCUGGCGGACGGAAGCGUGCGCUACCCGAUCGUUACCCCGAGAGAGCGCUGUGGAGGGGGGGAGCCUGGAGUCAGAACAGUUUAUCGCUUCAGUAAUCAGACGGGCUUCCCCGAGGCCAAUACUCGACAUGAUGUCUACUGUUUCAAAAGAGAUAAUGGACAUUUUACAGAAUCUCCUCAGGACCUUCCUUCUACAGAGCCUGAAGACAUCGGUCAGGAUGUGGUUUUCUUGACGAACCCUGCAGAGGAGGAGGAGGAGGUGACGUCACAGCAGAGCAGAGAGGCCCAUCACACAGAGGAGGUUUUAAAGCAGGCUUUGAACCCAGUGGUGAAGGCCAGCGUUCCCCGUUCCCAUCAGCCGUCCACAGACACACAUGACGAAGAGUCUCAGAAACACUUCUCUUCCUCUGUAGAAGAUACAACUGUCAGUGUGGUUGACUCCACCGAGGAGAAGAUGACAGAUGAGGAGCUGCAUCACAUGACUGACAGACCGACACCAGAUCCCACCUCAGAUCUGCGUUUGAACCAAGGCUCUGACGUCCAGCCCAGCAGCUCCUCUGAGGGUUCUGAUCCUCCAGAAGAGGCCCAGAUGUUCGUGGUGACUCCUUCAGCUCACACCACUGAGGAACCAGAGCACACCUGCACCUGCACCACAGCCUCACCUGACUUCUACAACACUGUACCUGAAGACCAGCACAGCGAGGAGUCUGGAGAGGAGAGCGUCAACCCUCUGCCUGAGGACCACACACACAAGGAGCCCACUGGGAACCCAUCUGGACCUGGACCCACUGGGAACCCAUCUGGACCUGGACCCACCGGGAACCCAUCUGGACCUGGACCCACCGGGAACCCAUCUGGACCUGAACCCACUGGGAACCCAUCUGGACCUGGACCCACUGGGAACCCAUCUGGACCUGGACCCACCGGGAACCCAUCUGGACCUGAACCCACUGGGAACCCAUCUGGACCUGGACCCACCGGGAACCCAUCUGGACCUGAACCCACUGGGAACCCAUCUGGAUCUGGACCCACUGGGAACCCAUCUGGACCUGGACCGACCACGGAACAAAAUUUUCCUGAUGCUCCAGAGCACUCAGGGGUGGGACUCAGUGAGGACUCCCAUGGCCCCCCAGAGUCCAGCAGACCCACUGACCCUGAAGACCCGCCUCCACACACAGCCACACACUCUCAUUUGUCCGUGACCGGUCAUGUGACCACGCUGACGUCCCCUGUGUCUGUCACUCUGGCGCCCCCUGCUGUCCAAGCCUCUUCCCCUGAAAGCACAGAGUCCAUGGGAGCCGUCCAGGACCAGCUGGAGCAGGAGGGACCGGGACAGAGCCCAGACUUACAGGUCCGAACGAGCCAGAACCCAAACGGGAGCGGACACGACAACAGGGACGAAAACUCUGGAGAAUCAUCUGGAGACGAGUCCGAGGGGACGAAGGUGACUCCGUCCACAGAUCACACAUGUGAGAGCGAGGGCAGCGGUGGCACGCCUCCUGCAGAACACAACCAGGGCACACUGAGCCCACAGGUACACCACACACCUGGGUUGGAAGGCCCGCCCCCCUCCACCGCUGACAGUCCAAUCACUGAGUCUGACCCAGAGGACGCCGUCACAGAUGUCCACGAGAACGGCUCAGUGGCAGAGGAGCAUGAGCCUGGCCCCGCCCAUCCUUCUGGCCCCGCCCAUCCUUCAGGUAGAAGCUGCACCUGGUGUCCACUGGAGGACAGCUCAGAUCCGUCCCUCAGGACAGAUGAUGUCACAGCCGUCAUUUCCACCUCGUAUCCAGAGUCCUUUCAAAAAGAGGCGGAGCAGCAGGUGGAGCUGGCGGCGUCUGUGCCUGAGGUGGGGGUGUCGUCAGGACGACCAGGAGCCCCCUCAGACCUGUGUUUGCAGAACCCCUGUCUGAACGGAGGCACCUGUCUGGACGGUGGACCGACCACAUGCCUGUGUCUUCCUGGUUAUGGAGGACACCUGUGUCAGACAGACCUGGAGCUGUGUGAUCCAGGAUGGGACAAGUUUCAGGGCUUCUGUUACCGUCAUUUUUCCAAGCGUCAGAGUUGGGAUGCGGCCGAGCAGCACUGUCGGAUGUGUGGAGGACAUCUGAUCUCUGUGAUGACCCCGGAGGAGCAGGACUACAUUAACGACAAAUACAAAGAAUAUCAGUGGAUCGGACUCAAUGACAGAACCAUCGAAGGAGACUUCCGCUGGUCCGAUGGAAACCCUCUGCUGUAUGAGAACUGGUACAAAGGUCAACCCGACAGCUACUUCCUGUCCGGUGAGGACUGUGCGGUGAUGGUGUGGCAUGAUGAUGGCCGCUGGAGCGAUGUGCCCUGUAACUACCACCUGUCCUACACCUGCAAAAAGGGAGCCUCUUCCUGUUCUCAGCCGCCCACUGUUCCCCACGCAAAGGUGUUUGGGAAGACCCGUCUGCGAUACGAGACCGACACCAAGGUGCGAUACUACUGUGAGGAAGGUUAUGAGCAGAAACUCAACCCGGUGAUUAAAUGUCUGCCUGGUGGCCGGUGGGAGGAGCCACAAAUUACCUGCAUCCAAAAAAGAGUCCAUGUAAGGAAAGGUGCCUCUGUGACCCCUGUGACCUCUGUGACCCCUGUGACCCCUGUGACCUCUGUGACCUCAGUUCCGUCUCAGGAUGUGGACGUCAUGGACUCUGUGGAUGCGUCCACAGAGGGGGGGGGCAGCCCACCCUUCUGGGACAGUCAGUGGGAUGUCUAAACCUGCUGCGGUCAUUCCUUCUGUACCAUUCAUGUUUAAAUAAUAUCAAACCACAGUCAUAGAACGGUAC